AAUCAUUUGUAAUUAACAGUACGUACUAUCUGGUAACGCAUCGAUUAGAAAGUAAAUUUUCUUAAUCAGCUGUUGGCUUAUUUUGUUUAUUGGUUGGAGUAGAUUUAAUUUAUUUUAUUGUUUGCAACGAAAGUAUAUGAUUCAAAUAUUUUAUAUGAACACGAAAUACAUCAGGCGUAAGAUAGAUUUUUCACGAUCUAUUUUUCCUCAAAGACUUAUUUACAACCAGCCAAUGCUUGGUUAGCGUGCACAAAAAAUAAAAGGAAAGAAGAAGACACGCAUGAAUUUAAAGCAAACAUCUGAAAGUACUUAUAACAAAAUGACCGACAAUACUUGAACACCCAUGAGAGCCUGUUUCGGUACAAAAUGAAUUGUUUGUAAAUUUGUGCAACAUUGGAAUUAAUGCAACCCAUCCAUACAUUACUGAUCGUUGUCAAAAUUCAGAAUUCCAUGUCAAAUCCUGACACAAUAGUCAAGUACGAGAGCAGCGAUGUCUUUGGGGAAAAUCUAGACCACCCUUCGACGUCAACAAUGAAUUCCUAUUACGGGGACCAACCCCAUCAGCAGGGCCACCAUCAGCACUUGAACAACUUAACAAUGAAAAGAAAUUUCGAUCAAAUGCAAAACGGCGGAGGUGUUCCAUCAAUAGCUACUGCCAAUUACAAUGGAAAUAGUGUCAACAGCCCCAAUAUAAAUAACACAUAUUUUCCACCACAAAGCUAUGCUAGUGGUGGUAGUGGGGCUUUGUCAACGUCUGGUACGGAAUACGAUAUGUUUCAUCACCUGAAUGCUCGCAUGGACUUGUAUGGAACACAACAACAAGCUGAUGGAAAGCCAUUGAAAAAAUAUAAGCGGGGAGAGUCGAGUCUACUUUUUAAUCCGCCGUUUUUUAAACUGCUUGAGGGUUUUACAUCUCCCAAUCACAAGGAUGCCAUUGCCGCCCGCUGUUAUGCCUGUGGCAAGGUUGUUCGAGGCAAUAAAAGUAUUUCGUCCAACUUUAUAAAACAUAUGAAACGUGGUCAUCCGGAAAUCAAUAAAAUUUAUGACAGCUAUAAGAUAUAUCGUAUUAAGACCGGUAUUUUACCUCAUUUAAGUCAAAUUGUUGAUGGUAAAGGGGAUACAACGUUCGAUAAGGAUAACAGCUGCGGCUUGAUUGGUGAUUCCAACGACGAAAACGGUGCCUAUAUAGGGACAUCUGCUAUAUUGGAUUCUUCGGAGAUAUGCGAGGGUGAAGAAGAAAAUAAGCAUUCGGAGAAUUCGGAAAAUGAUGACGAUUCCACAAGCAUGACCAACAAUAGGCAAUCUGCGGAUGUCCGAAGUGGAAAUUCGGAAAACAUAGCAUUUCAAAGUGGAACAACAGAGCCUUCCAGCAAAUUGCUAGAGGCCAUAAAUAUUGUCAUGGAAGAUAAACUGAAAGAAUUCGUGAAACAAACAGAUUUUCAACAAUUCGCUAAAAUGAUCAGCGAUAAAAAUUCCAUCACAUCAGAAGACAAGCUUUCACUCAUGGAGCUGCGAAAAGAAGUGGAGCAUUUGAAACAGGAGUGUGCGGCUUUGCGCUUGGCAGUUCAACACUCGCAGGCUAGCAAAAGACAACUACAACAUGAGUUGCAAAGUGUGGACAAAAUGUUGCAUCAGCGCAAAUUGAUCAUACGAAAUUUGAAAGUUGCCGACUCCACGGACCUUCAAAGUGCCGUACAAAGACUCUUUGUUGAAAAACUGGGGUUGGAAGGCAUACAUAUUUUAAACUGUGUCAUCAUUCCGUCUGCCAGAAUUUGUCCUGAUACCGAUAAAAAAUGUGUCCUUGUUGAGUUACAGAACCACACAGAUGUCAAAACAAUUUUUCGUCAAAUUCCCAAACUCAAAGACACCGGCAUAUUCAUUGAGUCGGAAAUUUCCCCAGCGCAACGUAAACGAAAAGAUAAGUUGAUGAUUGUGCGCAAAGAACUGCUGCGCCGAAAACCCGACAUCAAAGUGAUGGUGCGUGAUUGUACGCUUGUGGUCAAUAGUCAGCAAUUCUAUUGGGAUAACGUUGAAGGUCUUUGCCAUGAUGCCAAUAAAGAGGCUUUGGAAUUGAAUGCCAUAGAAUAUCUCAAGGUAUUAACAUCAGUGGAUCUUCGCGAGUUCAUUGAUAUUCUACAAAAUUAUGACGUACAAGUUAGAUAGAAUAUAAGUGCUAAUAUACAUUGUCUUGUAAAUAAUUAUUAUUUUUUUCCAUCAUUAAAUAUGUUAAGUGUUCAUUUAAGAUUUUUCAAAAGUGAAUAGAAUAUAUUUUACAUAUUCAUUUCA
Molecule: messenger RNA, 2286 nt
Organism: Stomoxys calcitrans (stable fly)
Lineage: Eukaryota; Metazoa; Arthropoda; Insecta; Diptera; Muscidae
Exons: 2
Coding region: 403-2163 (586 amino acids)
Source: RefSeq, a predicted model, not a curated record